This is a messenger RNA of Haliotis rufescens (red abalone), 951 nucleotides long. RefSeq lists its product as uncharacterized. The transcript has 3 exons. The coding region runs from base 131 to 604 and encodes 157 amino acids. The record is from RefSeq and is a predicted model, not a curated record. NCBI's taxonomy places the organism in Eukaryota, Metazoa, Mollusca, Gastropoda, Lepetellida, Haliotidae.
CACAGCGACGCAUUUUAAAAGCACCCGCACAGUGUCGGUAGCGCUGUACCUACAUCUGCACUUGCUCCACAGCGCCAAAUAGUCUCGGUUCUAAAGUUUGCACUCGUCGUUGCGUAAUAGGGCUGCAGCAAUGACGAACCUCCGGAAUAUUGUGAUCUUCAUCCUUGUAUGUGCGUUACCGCAUGCUGUGUUUACAAAUUGGGUCCGGGCCAACGCAGUGAGAAUAGCUGACCGGUACAAUGGCAGUACUCAUUGGUCUUAUGCGUCCUCGCACGCCACGGGGCGUAACACCAAUAAGUGCAACAUCUUUGUAGCGGACGUGUUUGACGAAGCUGGAGGUGCGGUGCCUCAUAGAUGGUUUGGAUUUGCCGGUCCUAUAGGAGCAAGGGAAUGGGGAAACCCAGGGUCGAGCUACCUGACACGGGAUAGUUGCUGGACCAAUUACCGAACUGGUCUUGUCGGUGACGUCAUUGCCGGUGAAGGACACGUUGGAAUAGUAACGGGAUGGAGAAUGACAACCAGCACCACCGGCUACAGAGUUGUGAAGAACAACUGGGGCUUUCGUCCUGGACAGAGCGUCACUUACUGGAGAUAUAUCUGUUAACAUCAGUUCCGUAUGGUUUUGACUUUUCUUGCAACUUAGAUAUCAUAAUAAACACCUCUGUAUCUCCUGUAUGUGUGUAUGAUUAACUGUGUGGCAUCUAAGUGGCCUAAUGAUUAACCUUGCCUUUGAUCUAUAAACUGUUCUUGUCACUAAAUAGAUGAUCUGGAAAAUUGCUGAUGCGAGGUAAAUAAAUAACACAUUCACUCUUUACGUGAAUACCGGCAUCGACAAGAUGAAUAUAUUAUAAACAAUCACUGAUUAGUGACUGGCAGUUACGUAUUCGUUGUUUGUAAAUUAUCAUUGCGUUUCAAAAAUAAAUCGUCAACACUAGUUGCUGACAAAUCUUA